Mytilus californianus (California mussel) is the source of this 1482-nucleotide messenger RNA. Its product is annotated as caspase-6-like. NCBI's taxonomy places the organism in Eukaryota, Metazoa, Mollusca, Bivalvia, Mytilida, Mytilidae. The transcript has 6 exons. Gene Ontology annotation, biological process: proteolysis. The coding region runs from base 97 to 1407 and encodes 436 amino acids. Gene Ontology annotation, molecular function: cysteine-type endopeptidase activity. The record is from RefSeq and is a predicted model, not a curated record.
UUCAACUGUAGGUGUAUGUUUACUUAACUUUAAAUAUUUAGUCUGCUAAAAGAAGAAUAAAAACACCCGGAAAUUGAAGAGAAAUAUCACGAAGUCAUGUCAACUGAUUCUUCAGAUUCAGACGACAUCGAAGAUACCGAAUUUACAGAAAUCGACUCAUCCCCUGAUGGGAUUAAAUUAAGAAAGAAGAUUUUAACUGUAAUCAAAAGAAUAAGAAUAAAUAGGAAGUCUGGUACUCGUCUUGGAAAUGGGAAAAUUAUUAAAGAAAGACAAAAAGUAGCAGAAAAGAAUUCAACAGAAGACAAGGAAUAUCAACUGUGUGUACCGGCACCUGUUUUAUAUUCAAGUGAUGAUAUAUAUAAAUAUAAUAUGAGUCGGAGAAAGCCAGGGCUUGCGGUUUUCAUCAUUAAUUCUAGGUUUGAACAUCAACCGUAUAGACCAUUUGCAAGAACAGACUGUCGUUAUAUGGUAAAACUCUUUAAACAUUUAGGCUUUGAAAUACAUCUUCUAGAAGACCUGAAAGGACAGGAAUUGUGGAGAGAGCUAAUAGCAAUACAGAGAUCGAUAACCACUGAAUAUGACUGUUUCGUUUGUGUUAUCAGUUCUCAUGGUGCAGAACUACCAUUGUCGAGAUUGUUGGAUUCACAGAGAAAACUUCGUGAGCAUGUUAUAUAUACAAUGAAUGGAACCAUUCCUACAGACGAAAUUCUGAAAAUUUUCAAUAAUGAAGGUUGUAAAAAUCUUCAAGGAAAACCACGAAUUUUCUUUAUACAGGCUUGUAGAUGUGUUAUGGGAGCGGACGAAGAGUUUGAUGUCGACAAAGGUGUACACAUUGAAGUUACUCAAACUCGAAUUCAUGAAGAAGAUUAUCCUGUUUUCCAUAUAAAAAGAAGAAAUGAAUAUAAUGAUGACGACACAAAAAAUGAAGUAAAAAAUGAACAUUGUGAUUUUGUAUUAGACGAGAAGUUACCAACUACAAGUAAACAAGAUACUAGAGGAAGACCGAAAGACUAUGAUUCUAAAGUUAGCAGUACAAGGUUCCAUUCCGCAGAACCAGCUUCAUUUUGUUUUAUACCAUGCCAUGAAGACUUUCUUGUUAUGUUUUCUAGUGCAUCAGAACGAACAGCUUGGUCUGACAAUGGUAAAGGAGGUUGGUUAUUGUACUGUCUCUAUAAGGUUUUUAAGGGUCUUUUAAACUCAGAGUUUAAAACUGAUCUAUUACAUAUCUUGGUAGGAGUUUGUGAUAAGAUGGCGCGAGAACUGGCAGCAGGGACACCAUCAGAUCCUAUUCGAAAUAGAACAAAAUCAGCAGCAGCAAUCUAUCACAUGUUGACAAAAGAUAUUUAUUUACAACCGAAACAUGCGACGAAACAGUCAUUUUGCAGUAGACAGUUUGAGGAAAAGUAGAUUGAUACUCUGUACUUUAAAACAAUUGAAUAUAAGAAAUUAAAUAUCUAAAUACCUUGUUAAAUAUGCAAGACA